CAAAAAUAAAAUUUCAAAUAUUUUUCCUUGUCCUUUGAAUUGCAUUUUCAAAAUUUUACUUUAUUUAAAUUCGUUGCAUUUUUCUCCCUCCACAUCCAUUUUAUUUGAGAAUGCCUCGGGAAUAUCUGCUUCGCCGCCUGUUUUAGUAGCCUCUGCCACCUCAGGGACAGCAACAGGAAGAGGCACCGAGCGCAUGGCGGCCGACUUGGUGCGCCACGCGCUAGCCUGCCACGCCUCAAACAAACCCAUUCGGCGGGAAGGAAUUCGCGAGCAAAUCAUUUCCGGCUCCAAUGUCCGCGCAAUGAAGUCAAUUUUCGACCGAGCCAACGAAAUGCUGGCCCAGGACUUUGGUCUGACCAUGAUUCCUUUACCCUCACACGAAAAAACCCUGAUGUACGGCGCCAACAGCAACGAUCCGGCCCAGGAAUCACAGCAUAUCGGUCCCGCAAAGACAUCGGCGCCCGUGAACAGGUGGGUUUUGCAGAGCGUGCUGCCUGAUUCGAUGCGCAGGGACUUGGAGCUCGAGCAAAGCGACAAUGAAAAGGCUAUAUUGGGAUUUGCCGCCACCGUGCUCAGCCUUAUUUUUGUCAGCAACAUGAGUGUGUCUAUGGAUCAGCUCAUCAUGUAUGUGCGCAAGCUGGGCCCACCUGAAUGCAUACGAACGACAGAAAGCACCAGGGAGAGUUUGGCUGCGGGGUCCUUGUCUGAUGCGCAGAUGGAGUCAACGGCGCGCGAGGCAGUCAACUAUUUGGUGCGCCAGGGAUACCUCGACAAGGUCGCUGCGUCGGCAGCUAGCGGCAGUCGGGGCGAGACACAGUCGACGCAGCUAGCGACACAGCAGGCGUCCAACGAUAUUGCAGAGUCCGACAUCGGCAUGGAAUACACGUGGGGCCCGCUGCCAAGACCAAGUUCCAGCCCAUUGAUAUGGCUCGCUUCAUCGCUGCAGUGACAGGCCAGGAGUGCACCAGUGAGUUUGUCAAGACCAUCGGCCGCGCAUACGGAAAGAGCAUCACCGACCAAGAAACACGCUGAGCGGACAGAGGGGUACUUUGCGCAAAAUGAUACUGU
Molecule: messenger RNA, 1068 nt
Organism: Kickxella alabastrina
Lineage: Eukaryota; Fungi; Kickxellomycota; Kickxellomycetes; Kickxellales; Kickxellaceae
Product: MAGE family-domain-containing protein
Exons: 1
Coding region: 194-949 (251 amino acids)
Biological process (GO): DNA repair
Cellular component (GO): nucleus
Source: RefSeq, a predicted model, not a curated record